GCGAACGUCGCAGUGUGAAGUUUGUCUGCUCAGCGCGCGCUGCGGAGGAACAUUAGCUCAGUGCUCACUGCUGUCAGUUGUUUAUUUGUUUAUUUUUUUUUUUUUUGUCUGGAAAAGAGACAUCAUUUCUAAAGGAAUAAGGAAAGCAAGGAAAUAUAAGUAAAGGGAGGAGAAGGCCGGCAGCUCAAGCGGAGUUCUGCCAAGUCAUUUCCUCCGUCUGAAGUGUUGACAGCAAGCGUGACAUCAUUGAGACAGCAAGAGCUGCAGCACAGACAGACGCUCUCUAUCCGACUUGUCUUGUUAACCAAAAUACAGAUGUUCCAGCUUCGUUUGAAAGAAAAAGAGGUAACGCAUCCGAACAUCGAAGUGCCUGAGUGCCAGUUACAGCAAGCUCUGGAGGACAAAAGUCUAAGCCCUAAGAAGCAAAGACAGCUAUCAAAAAGCAAACAGUCAAGUGCAUUGUGUUUCCUCCUUGAUGACCUUUUCAAAAGUAAACUUUAAGAUUGGAGGAGUCUGAAACAGCAGACUGGUGGAGGGGAGGAGAAGGAAAAUACAUAUUUGGAGUUAAAGGCAUAUUGGGACUUCUAUUUCUGCUUCUUUGUGGUAAGGGGAACAUCUCAUUUGGGACUGCAGUUGGAGAAAAGUUCCCUUCCCAUUGACUGUAUAAAUACUGCAUAUAGAUAAAUUUGUUCUUGUUCCAAAAGUGUCCCAUCUACUUAUAGCUAACUUUAGCUAAAGCUGCUGAAAUCAGAAUCUGAUGGAUAUGCUUGAUAUUUACAUUUAGAAGUUCUGGUGGUCGUUGGAAUCGGAACAGAAAUUCUUGCUCAGGAUUGUCCUAGCCUUUGAGCAAAUAAUUGACCAUCACAUAGGGACACUUGCACUGGACUCCUCUGUGGAGAUAAAUGAUGAAGCCUUUAACACCAGUUGGCUCACCCUCGCCCCUGCGUCUUCUUAACAAGGGCCCAGAAUACCUGCGCCGACAAAUAGACAGUGGAAUUCGGGGUCACUCUGUCAGUGCUGUGGAGCGGCUAGAGGCGGACAAGGCCAAAUAUGUCAAGAGCCAGCAGGUCAUCAACACCAAGCAAGAACCUGUAUUAGUACCUUGUGCGACACCUCCACCCCCAUCACGGCGCAACUUUACUGCACCAACGCCCUCAACGCCUCUUCUAAGUCGGCACCCAACGCUGAGUCCAUGCCCUCUCUCACCCCGCAACAACAAUGAGGACGAUUCCAGGAAGGAAAACCUCAGAGCUCUGUAUCUUGAUGUAGAGAAGCGAAACCAAAACAAUUCCAUUCGGACACCUCUGCCAACACUACGGAGCCCAAAUGGCACCCCGUUGGUGGCACCUCACAGUGCCCCCAUGAUGAGACGGAGCAUUGGGAAGCGCAUGCUGCGGCCCGACUCCCUGGUCAUCUAUAGGCAGAAAAAAGAGUGUAAGAGUCCAAUGGGAAAUGGCGAUGGAAAUGCAGAGGCAGAGACAAAGGGGUACAGCUUUGUACGCCGGCUCUUUCAAGGUUCUAUGAGAGAAAAGAAUAGCAGGAAUGAUGACAAGUUAACAAUCAGUGAGGAGAAAUCUUCAUCACGGGAUGAAGACUCACGCAUGUCAUGGUCUAUUGACCGGGACACAGUAGAUGGUGGGAACAGGACAAGGAGCUCCAGUAGGACUGAGUCAAACAAUGGUAAUAGCAGCUUCCAGGAGCACUGCAUUUCCCUCGGAAUGGCAAACACUGUAAGAAAUCGUCUGGAGAAUUGGAACGAGAAUGAUAUGGACCCUUGGAAGCCGGUGAUGCCACUCCAGCGCUCGAAAUCAGAUCUUCGACUUUGCUCAUCCCUGGCAUUGUCUGAACAAGAGCGUUUUUUUGACUUCUGUGGUCUUGACUGGGACCUGGUGGAUCGGCUUGGGCCAGAGAACUUCCCAUCAGGUGCCAGUUCGGUUGACACUCUCUCACUGGUUCUGAGGAGUGUUGGGGGACUAGAAGGUGCUUCUGAACCCAGUGAGUUUUCUCGCCACUCUGGAGAGGGGCUCUUCCAGGAGGAAUUAUCAGAGCAGGUACCCUCAGCUGUGUCAAUCAUCGAGAGAAAUGCCCGUGUGAUAAAGUGGCUUUAUGGCUGUAAAAACGCAGUGAGGGAGGGACCUAAAGGUCCCAAGGAGUCAACUGUGUAGCCACAAAACACAACAAACCUCAAGACUCUUGGACUGAGUGUCAUAUUGGCUGUUACUACUAUAUUUAUUUUGUUCAGACUAUUUGCAUUUGUGAGCACAGAAUGAUUAAUGGCACAUCUUUUUCUAACAUUUGUUUGGGAAUAGAGCUGGAACAAUAAGACUUUGUUUUAAUUUUCCUGUCUGUAAUUUUGGUGAUCUCAUUUUUCCUAUUCGGCAGUGGCCCCAUUGUUUCUGUAAAUAAGUUAUACUAGUUCAUUUUAGUUCUGUUUAUUUUUGCUGUUGGACAACAACAGUGUUGAGUGCUCAAGUACAUCUCAAUAGAUGAAUAACUACAAAUGGAAAACCACUAAGCUCUCCCUGUACCGGGGAUCUAAUUUGUGAGUAUGAAGUGAACCGUGCAUACCUCUAGUUUGUAUUGUUUUUUCCCCAAUUAAACGCAGGCGUUGGAACAAACAGACGACAGACCUGUGUUGAUGCACUAAUGCACUGAAUUUAGGGGUUGGGCUGGUGUGUGUCUGUGUGUGUGUGGUGACCCUUAUUUUAGUUUGUGCAACCUUAGACAGCAAUUUAUGCCAAAGAAAUAUCCCUAAUUGAACUUUGUCUCAGUUAACUAGUUUGCUCCUAGUUUCUAAUUAUUUAGAAAUUGCUAUAACAAUCACAUUUGAAAGCAUAAAACCUUUUUUAAAGUUAUCUAUUUGAGCUAAAUUUGAUUAAUUAGCAUCAGUAAUGGAACUGACCUUAUGACCACACUCACGAUACUGGACCAGAUUCUGCAUUGCCAAUGAGGCCGAUUCAUCACAAUGAAGCAGUUCGUCCUGUCAGGCAGAUGGCUGGGGUCAUUUAUAGAAAUGUUGGUAAAAAAUUAAUCCGAGGUCCACUGUGGGAUUUCAGGGUCACAGGGUGAGUUUAGAAAGAGUUAGCCCCCAGAGAUAGAAAAAACUGACAUUUCACCUGUAGCAUGACUCCCAAAUAAAUAAGUGCUUGAGCUGUUUUCAGAUCUGUCUCUUGCAUGUUUACAGACCGAGUUGUUGUUAUUUUCUGUCCAGAAGAGAUUUAGAAUAUAUAUGUACAAAGAUUUAUAAUUCAUGCAGGUAAUGAAAAUAAAGCUGUAUUUUUAAUGAA
Molecule: messenger RNA, 3287 nt
Organism: Silurus meridionalis
Lineage: Eukaryota; Metazoa; Chordata; Actinopteri; Siluriformes; Siluridae
Gene: fam110d
Product: family with sequence similarity 110 member D
Exons: 3
Coding region: 903-2165 (420 amino acids)
Source: RefSeq, a predicted model, not a curated record